This is a messenger RNA of Pygoscelis adeliae (Adelie penguin), 1479 nucleotides long. It is a transcript of the gene ICMT, whose product is annotated as isoprenylcysteine carboxyl methyltransferase. The transcript has 3 exons. The coding region runs from base 1 to 423 and encodes 140 amino acids. Lineage: Eukaryota; Metazoa; Chordata; Aves; Sphenisciformes; Spheniscidae. Gene Ontology annotation, biological process: C-terminal protein methylation. Gene Ontology annotation, cellular component: endoplasmic reticulum; membrane. Gene Ontology annotation, molecular function: protein C-terminal S-isoprenylcysteine carboxyl O-methyltransferase activity. The record is from RefSeq and is a predicted model, not a curated record.
AUGAGAAACGCGCCCCGGUAUCAGCUGAAGCAGAUCACCUGGCUGAGUACUGUAGGGUUGUUGAUGGUGAUCUUUGGGGAUUGUCUGAGGAAAGCGGCCAUGCUCACAGCUGGCUCCAACUUCAACCAUAUUGUUCAGAAUGAGAAAUCGGAUACUCAUACUUUGGUGACAAGUGGGGUGUAUGGGUGGUUCCGGCACCCGUCUUACGUGGGAUGGUUUUACUGGAGUAUUGGAACACAGGUGUUACUCUGCAAUCCCAUCUGCGUGGUGGGCUACGCGCUGGCGUCCUGGCGCUUCUUCAGGGAGCGGAUCGAGGAGGAGGAGAUCACACUCAUUCACUUCUUUGGAGAGGAGUACCUGGAGUACAAAAGGAAGGUGCCAUCGGGUCUCCCUUUUAUUAAAGGAGUCAAAGUGGAACUGUAAUGCAGGCGAAAACCGGACUGGCUGAGCGAACACCCAGCUGCAGGCGCUGUGGGGCGAGGGAUGGUGCCGGGAGUAGCCCGUUGGUAUUUCCUGGCCGCCCAGGAGGAGCUGGCGAAGGGCUGCGGAGCUGGGUGGCCUGCCGGGUCACUAGCAGAUAAGAAGCUUGUUCGUCCUCCUCGAGAUAAGUCUUUCAUUGCACAUUCAGGGAUCUUCCAGAUAACUUAGCCUGUAGUGACCCUAAAGAGAAUCGAACCCUCUUGCCUGCAACAGCUGAAUUGUACUGAAACGCCUCCGCACCGAUUCUUCUGGAGAAGAGCUCUGCCCCCGUGCAGGACGGCACCGGUCAGCGGGUUGUUCCUAUGGCGUAACUCGAUUUUAAAGCUUUUUGACCUUGCAAGCCAGGCAGCGCGGCUUUAAUCUCUUCAGGCCCGAUUCUGCAAGCUGGCGCUCGGGCAGCUCACAGGAGCAGGCCCCCAGCUCUCUGCUCUUCAGGUGCAGGGCUGCCUACCCUCUGCUUGCCGGAGAGCCGGCAGCGCGGUACCAGUCGGUUCUCUCCCAGGCGUUAACGUUCACAGGGAGCCUUUCCCGCUCGCCUCAUGCCGCUGGAUUGCGAGCGCCUCUGUGAAACGUGGCAGGAGAGCGAGCCUCCUCCCUCCCCCCUCGGCUGCUGCCACGAGUUCGGGAGUCACCGUUUCAGCUGCCGCCUUCUCGAGCCUCCCCACCGCCACCUCUGUUCCCUCUUCCUGCUUCCAAAUCAUGCUGCUUCCUAUCCUACCAGGCCGCCUCCGUCCUGCAGAGAUCCCAGGAUUUUGCGUUGGGAAAGAACCGCGGCUGCCGGGCUUGCCGAGGGCUUUAGCGCUCGAGAUCCUUGCCUGCUUUUUUGGGUGAAACCUGGGAUGUUGGCGUGACUAGGAGAUGCUUUUAGGGAAAUUCUCCAAACGGGGAAAAAAGUUUGGCUAGCUAACGCUAUUUUAAACGUUACCAUUUUGGAAAUGGUUCCUACUCGAGCUUUGUGGUAUAACUUAUUCUGUUGUUAUAUACCAAAGAGGUUCACUG